AAGUUAGCAAGACAAAAAAAAAAAAAAGGAAAAAAAUUGGGAUAUUAUUCGCGGCAACUCCACUCGUGAGUUUAGGGUUUAGGGUUUUUGCAAUGGCGUCUAGACCAGAGCGGGUGGCACCACCUGAGAUAUUCUACGACGAUACUGAAGCACGCAAAUACACUUCUUCUUCUCGUAUUAUCGAUAUUCAGGCUUCACUAUCAGAACGAGCAUUGGAACUACUCGCUUUACCUGAAGAUGGUGUUCCCAAAUUACUCCUCGAUAUUGGUUGUGGAUCUGGACUCAGUGGUGAAACACUCUCUGAAGAGGGUCAUCAUUGGAUUGGUCUCGAUAUUUCACCAUCAAUGCUUAACAUUGCAGUGGAGCGAGAGGUUGAAGGUGACCUUUUACUUAGUGACAUGGGUCAGGGUUUAGGGCUUCGUCCUGGAAUUAUUGAUGGGGCCAUCAGUAUAUCUGCCGUUCAGUGGUUAUGUAAUGCUGAUAGGUCUUCACACAACCCUCGGUUAAGAUUGAAGGCUUUCUUUACAUCUUUAUACAGAUGUUUGGCCAAUGGCGCUAAAGCAGUUUUCCAAGUGUAUCCUGAAAAUGAUGACCAGCGUGAAUUGAUUUUGAGUGCUGCAAUGCAAGCUGGAUUUGCUGGUGGCAUAGUGGUGGAUUUUCCACACAGUUCUAAGAAGAGAAAAGAGUUUAUUGUUCUCGCAUGUGGGCAACAAUCAAUGGGUGCAUCCUUGUCUAAAGGUAAAACUGAAGAUGAAAUGGGGUUAUCUGAUGGGCGUGAAGAUCAGACGCAGGUACGUUUCUCAGACAGACAUAGACCCUUGAAGAAACAGAGAAAGAAUGAUAAGAGCGGGAAGGGGAAGGGGAAGGAUUGGAUACUGAGAAAGAAGGAGCAGAUGAGAAGAAGAGGAAAUGAUGUCCCUCUAGAUACCAAAUACACGGGUCGGAAACGAAAGGGGCGCUUUUGAUAGUUUUUGGUGUUUGCCUCAGAGUAUUGCAUAUUUGUUUUGCAUGUUAUUUAUUACAUCUGAAGCAUUUUGUAUGUGUUUUAAAAUAUGGAUCUUUAAAUUUUAUUUUUGCUUGAAUUGGUUCCUACGUGUGCGCAACCCAAUUCUAGAUUACAAGUAGUUUUUCAAGUGAUGAGUAAAUAGCUGUCUCUAUUUUAAAUAUUAUCUAUAGUUGGUCUUGCUGUACCUUCUUUUCAUGGUUUAGAUUUAUAAAUUUCACAGGUUAUAGUUUUGUGAUCA
Messenger RNA from Trifolium pratense (red clover), 1244 nucleotides. Its product is annotated as 18S rRNA (guanine-N(7))-methyltransferase RID2. Bases 93 to 965 code for a protein of 290 amino acids. The record is from RefSeq and is a predicted model, not a curated record. Gene Ontology annotation, biological process: rRNA (guanine-N7)-methylation. NCBI's taxonomy places the organism in Eukaryota, Viridiplantae, Streptophyta, Magnoliopsida, Fabales, Fabaceae. The transcript has 9 exons. Gene Ontology annotation, cellular component: nucleolus. Gene Ontology annotation, molecular function: rRNA (guanine) methyltransferase activity.